AAGUUCCUUUUGCACAGCGUAUAGAUGCCAUGCUGUUGAACUACGGUCACAAGAAGAAACUGGGACAUUUCUAACAGUCGGGAACGGUUGCCAUGAGAAUCAAAUGAUUUCGUCUUCCGAUUUUAUUCUUAAUUCAGAUUGGCGCUGAAUCAUUAUAUGAGAAAAGCACUAUUUCCCAGUGCAAGUUUGCAGAAAGGUUACUUCGGGCUGGGAGAAGAAGAUUUCCCUGGGCAGAUCAUGGGCAGAUCUUUUUAACGAAAAUUAAGGUGGACGAUUUCGCUUAGUCUCGUUGUGGAGGCGGUGGGAGGGGAUCGGUCCUUUCUCGUGCUGUAGUUCCUGUUGCUGGCGAUCUCCUCUGACUUUGGCGCCGUUUAAUUCGUUCACAAACUGUAAGCUCAUGCUGGCGGCUGGAGAUGCCCUGGUUUCAGCUCUGUAGUAAAAUGGAGCGAAAGAGAGAGGGCAGGAGUGUUCAGGCAGAUAUUUCCUUGCAGUAAGCCUAGCCGACGGCAAGUGAGAGCGGACCCAAGAAUUGGGAGCGCCUGGCUAGAGAGAGGACAGUGAUCAUCGCAAUGAUCACAGGUGCAACUGCAUAUCUGGACAGACUGAAUGCCCCUUUCCAUAUCAAAAGGUUUGUCUCAAUAUCUGCGGUGGAAGGAUGGUUAUAAAGAGAAGAGUGGGAAGCUGCAAGCAGGCUGGCAUUGACAUGCUGACUCUGUGCCUGCUUCUUAUUCCGGCUACCAUGUGUGUACAAGAGCCAGAGGCGGGUAAGAGAGUCCUUCUGUCAAUGAAUUCGGUUCAACGCUCCGUGGCGCGAAUGGACGGCGAUGUGAUCAUAGGUGCUCUGUUUUCGGUACACCACCAGCCGCCGGCCGAGAAAGUGCCCGAGAGGAAAUGCGGAGAAAUUCGCGAGCAGUACGGGAUCCAGAGGGUGGAGGCUAUGUUCCACACCUUGGACAAAAUCAACGCCAACCACAACCUCCUGCCUAAUAUCACCCUGGGCUGCGAGAUCCGAGAUUCUUGCUGGCACUCGUCCGUGGCGCUGGAGCAGAGCAUCGAGUUCAUCCGAGAUUCCCUCAUCUCCAUGAGGAACGAAAGGGAUGGACUGACGCAAUGUCUUGAAGGACCGGGCUCAGAGACCAAGACGCCCAUAGCUGGGGUCAUAGGACCAGGCUCCAGCUCUGUCGCCAUUCAGGUCCAGAACCUUCUGCAACUCUUCAACAUCCCCCAGAUCGCUUACUCCGCCACAAGCAUCGACCUGAGCGACAAGACCCUCUUUCAAUAUUUCCUCCGUGUUGUUCCCUCAGACACUCUCCAAGCCAGGGCCAUGCUGGACAUUGUACAGAGGUACAACUGGACCUAUGUGUCAGCUGUUCACACUGAAGGAAACUAUGGAGAGAGUGGGAUGGAGGCUUUCAAGGAGUUAGCUGCUCAGGAAGGACUGUGCAUUGCACACUCAGGGAAAAUCUACAGCAAUGCUGGGGAGAAAGCCUUUGACAGACUCCUAAGAAAAUUAAGGGAAAGACUGCCUAAAGCAAGAGUUGUCGUCUGUUUCUGCGAGGGAAUGACAGUGAGAGGCCUACUUAUGGCGAUGCGAAGACUUGGGGUACUAGGCGAGUUUCUACUGAUCGGCAGUGAUGGUUGGGCGGACCGGGAGGAAGUGAUUGAAGCCUAUGAGCAGGAGGCGGUGGGAGGGAUCACGAUCAAGCUGCAGUCUGCUGAGGUCACCUGGUUCGAUGACUACUACCUGAAGCUGAAGUUGGAAAGCAACACCCGCAAUCCAUGGUUUCCGGAGUUCUGGCAGCAUCGCUUCCAGUGCCGUUUGGAGGGCCACCCUCAGGAAAACCGUUCCUUUCAGAGACUCUGCACAGGGAAUGAAAGUUUAGCAGAAAAUUAUGUACAAGACAGCAAGAUGGGCUUCAUCAUCAAUGCCAUUUAUGCCAUGGCCCACGGACUGCAUGACAUGCACAAAACACUCUGUCCAGGUCACUCCGGGCUCUGUGAAGCAAUGAAACCUGUUGAUGGCAAAAAACUCCUACAGUUUCUAAUAAAGACUUCAUUCAUUGGAGUUUCCGGUGAGGAGGUGUGGUUUGAUGAGAAUGGAGAUUCUCCAGCAAGGUAUGAUAUUAUGAAUCUUCAAAUGACAGAGAAUGGUAUGUAUGACUAUGUUAACAUUGGGACGUGGUAUGAAGGGUUGCUGGACAUUGACGAUAACAAGCUUCAGAUGAACAUGACCAAGUUGGUGCGCUCUGUCUGUAGCGAGCCGUGUACAAAAGGUCAGAUCAAGGUUAUUCGGAAGGGAGAGGUGAGCUGCUGCUGGAUUUGCACAAGUUGCAAAGAGAAUGAAUACAUGCAGGAUGAGUUCACAUGCAGGGCCUGUGAACUGGGCUGGUGGCCAAAUGCUGACCUCACAGGUUGUAAGAGGAUUGAUGUGAAACACUUAAGCUGGAGUGACAUAGAGUCUGCUAUCGCCGUUGUCUUCUCCUGUUUAGGAAUCCUAGCCACCAUGUUUGUUACCCUUAUCUUCGUGUUGUACAGGGACACGCCGGUGGUCAAGUCUUCGAGCCGUGAGCUCUGCUACAUCAUCCUGGCUGGUAUCUUCCUGGGCUACAUCUGUCCGUUCACGUUGUUGGCCAAGCCAACCUUAGCCUCCUGCUACUUUCAGAGGAUCCUGGUUGGGCUUGCUGCUGCCAUGUGUUACUCUGCCUUGGUGACUAAGACCAACCGUAUUGCCAGGAUCCUGGCUGGUAGCAAGAAGAAGAUCUGUACUCGCAAGCCAAGGUUCAUGAGUGCAUGGGCUCAGUUGGUGAUUGCUUCCAUCUUGAUCAGCGUCCAGUUGACCAUAGUAGUCACACUGUUGAUCCUCGAGCCCCCAACUCCAGUCCUCUCCUACCCCAGUAUCAAUGAGGUUUUCCUAAUCUGCAACACAAGCAACCUGGGCGUUGUAGCCCCUCUGGGGUACAAUGGGCUUCUCAUUAUGAGUUGCACCUACUACGCCUUCAAGACAAGGAACGUUCCCGCAAAUUUCAAUGAAGCCAAAUACAUAGCAUUCACCAUGUACACUACAUGCAUCAUAUGGCUUGCCUUCGUCCCCAUCUACUUUGGCAGCAACUACAAGAUUAUUACCACCAGUUUUUCGGUCAGCUUAAGUGUGACAGUAGCUCUGGGCUGCAUGUUCACUCCAAAGAUCUACAUCAUCAUCGCCAAGCCAGAACGCAAUGUCCGUAGCGCCUUCACCACCUCUGAUGUUGUGCGCAUGCAUGUAGGCGAUGGGAAAGCUGCCUGCAGAUCCAACAGCUUGCUUGAUAUGUUUAGGAGGAAGAAAACCAUGUCUGGCAAUGCAAGUUCCAAUGGGAAGUCUGUGUCAUGGUCUGAACCAGGAACUGGACGGCCAGCGAAGGGACAGCACAUGUGGCAUAGGCUAUCAGUCCACGUGAAGAGCAAAGAUGUUGCAUCUAAUCAGACAGCUGUAAUCAAACCCCUGACUAAACCAUACCAGAACCAGAUCAAAAAUCUCAGCUUCUCAGAUGCAAGCACAAAAGCCCUUUACAACGUUGUGGAAGAAGAUGAAAGUGAUCCACUGAGACUCGACAUUCCCAAUAGUCCAGAAAUGAUGUUGCAGAGACGGGCAAUGUCUAUCACACAACUUAAAGAAAUAGAAGAUUCCCAAUUUUUCAUUUCUGAUCAGUUGCAAAAAGAUGUUUCUUCACAACAAUCUGUAAUGGAUCAGUUGCACGGAGUGGUCAAUGCAUUUACAACCAAUAUGACUGACCUUGAUUCAGUGAUUACAGUGCCAGUGCCCGGGAAUGGGGUGACGCCACUGUACCAGCUUGACGAACAAGUACUCCCACUUCAGAUGACUACCUUCAAUCCUCAACCCAUUUCACCCGUGGUGGAGGAGGAGGAGGAGGAGGAGGAAGAGGAGGAGGAGGAGGAGAGUGAAAGAUUCAACCUCAUUGACAACUUCAUUUAUGACAACACAGAGAACCAGGAGGAAUUGGUUGUCCCCAACAAACUCACGUUGGAGGACUCUCCAGCACUCACACCUCCUUCCCCUUUCCGAGAUUCAGUGGCAUCAGGCAGCUCCGUUCCCAGCUCCCCCAUCUCUGAAUCAGUGCUGUGCACCCCACCCAAUGUUACCUAUGCCUCAGUCAUUCUGAGAGACUACAAACAAACUUCCUCAACUCUCUAAAGGUUUAACCUUUACAAUGAGAAGUUAAAGUUUGCUGGGGAUUUCAACAUGAAAUAUUCGGGGUUUGUGGGGGGGGAGGUGGGGUUGGGGGCACAUGCUAUGGACUAUGUUGUGAAACAUUUGAAAAUUAAAAAGGAAAACAGUAUAUUAUCCCAGUUGUCUGUACAGUCAAAAUCACUGUAAUUUUGUGGUAGGGUUCCCUUGCUAAGUCCAGGAAACAUCUGGAUUAUGUAGCAACUCAGAACAAUAGUUUCAGAAGCAUUAUCAUAGGGGUAGGCAUGCUAAAAUAUGCUAUCUUAUUGCACACUACUUUCAUUUCAAAUAGUUAUUGUAUUAUAAUUGUUGGGCAGUCUGAUAUUUCACUUUGUGCCAACUGCCAACUGUUAAUACCAAUUGUCAGGUGAACUUCUGUUGUGUUAGUUCUGUGUGUAUGUAUAUUGGGUCGCAAAGGCUGUAGUUUCUGAUUUAUAAAUCAAAACUGGGUCAAUAAGAUCAACUCAUCAACAAUAAUCUGCAACUUGUUCAAAUCCUGGAGUUCUUUAUUCCUCACAGUUUGCCUCACAUGCGACAAGCAGCCCAUUUAGGGUGGGUCAUAGCGUAACAAUUAUGUCUGCUAUCUAACAGAAAAUGGUGCUCUAUCUGCGUUUAAAUAAAAUCACUACCCUGUCACAAAAGGACCUGCUAUUCUUGCUUCCCCCAGAAGUAGGACGGUAACCUCUCAACCCGUCACAAUCAUUUCUCGAUUGAUUCUUCCAAACCUGAUAAAUGCCACAGUAGUACAAAUGGGAACUGUUGGAGAAAUGCAGACAGAAACAAGUUGAAGUUUCGAGUUCAAAAUGACUCAUUGGAAACUUCUUUGAAAUGCCAUGGGAGGUUGGCUCUUGUUUAAGCACUUGCUUUCAUUCCCAGUGUUGGAGCAGCAGGAUCUGUUGAUUUAAAAAAAGCAGUGGUUGUCAGAUGCAUUGGAAAAGCUGCAGAAACUGCAGUUUUAUUCUCUGGAGUGCAAUGAUUAUAAAUGAACUUCUUCUUGUGAUAUUUUGUGAUAAUGAGCAAUCCGUAAGGUUCAGAAUAUGGACCAUAAUUGCAGGCAUGUCACUUUUAUUUUCCGAAAUAAAUAACUCUGCAUUGAUCUACUUUAAGAAUGAACUCAAGGGAAACCAGGGAAGAGCUUUGAAUUUCCAGCUCUGUUUGUUUUUGAAAGAUUCCUUUGGAAAUCUUGUACAAAUGGUUAAAAAGCAACACAAUCUUUGGAUAACAAGGUAUAGAGCUGGAUGAACACAGCAGGCCAAGCAACAUCUUAGGGGCAGAAACCUAUGGUGUGCAAUAGUGAUUGCAGUGGUCAGUGCUUCUGAUGAUUUACAUCUCAGGUACAUAAACAACCCAUGUAAUGUUAAAUUCUAAUGCAUUCUGACAAAACAAAAAUGCAGUUUUUGUUCUUUUUUUCUGUUUCAUUGUUCUGUUUCCUGUCAAUCUUAAUCAGUGUGGCAAUCUGAAGUUUGUGUCCACUGUAAAAAAUGCAUACCUUUAUAGAUAGUUUGAAACACAACAUGAAUUUUGCCUGGAAGUACAAAGUCAGAAGUAUAAGUUUUAGAAAAAUUCUGCCUCUGUAGCAUUUGAUUUCCCAAAAAUGAGGUGGUAUUCUUUGAACAGAAAGUACUGUUUAUCUCCCUCUCCAUAACCUUGUACUAAACACUAUUGAAAUAAUCUGAAACAGAACCCAAAAUGCUGCAAACACUCAGUAGGUCACUCUGUUUGUCUCUUCACAGAUGCUGCCUGACCUGCAGAGUACUUCUAGCAUUUUACAUUAUCACAGACUUCCAGAAUGUGCAAUAUUUUGCAAUGUAGUAAUCAUAAAACCCAUGUGGUGCAUCAGUAGAUUCUACAGCUACAAUAUCAAGUUUUCACCAUUUACAGAUGCUAGCACCUUGGUUCAGUCAGUAGCAGUAACACCUCAUAGUCAGAAGGUUGGUUCAGAGAAUUAAGCACAUGAUCUCGGCUGACAUUCCAAUAAAGAGGGAAUCUAUCAGAUGAACUAUUAGACUGAUAUCUUUCCUACCUGCCCUUUGAGCUGGUCCAACAAUCCCUGCAGUCUCCAAAAACACAGGAGUGUUCUCUUUAGUGACCUGGCCGAUAUUUAUCUCUCAAUCAACAUCAUUAAGAUUAGACAUCAUCACAACAACUGAUAUUUAUAGCACCUUGCUAGGCAUAAAUUGGAUUUCGUGUUUCAACAUUAGCACAAUGUCUAUACUUCAGGAAUACUUCAUCAGCUGUAAAACAUUCCAAGAUGAUCAGAGGUCGUAAAAAGCGGCCUUUUUAUAUUGAUUCUUUGGGCCUUCCAUAAGUUCUGUGCCAAAGUUAUGACAGACCAUUAGGAGAAUCUCCAAAGGUGCUCUGUGCCUGACCUUGGUUUAUAACCUUGGAGCAAACCCACUCACUUCAUGCUCCCAUGGCCACAUUCAAAAUGAAUGCAGGGUUCCUGUGACUCCCCGUUGGAAUUGUAACACCACUGAACUUAUCCUGCAAUUGUGCCCAGAAACCACAAUUUGAAAACAACCUUCUAGUACAGUUUUUGAAGUUAUUCUUCCACACAAGCUAUCAUCCUAAUUCUAAAUAUACAUCCUUACCUAAUCCCCUCUUACAUGUUGUUGUCGCUUCUAUAUCUGCAAGAUGCUCAUUUUCAUCACUAAAAUUAGGACCACAUGUUCAGCUUCCUCUGCUGUUUCACUUUUUCUAUUGAACCCAUCAAGGCAAAGGGUCCCGCUGUCCACAACCUUAUCUCCUCUGCGUCCCUUCAGCCCUCUCUGAGCUUACCUUGUCCAUGAACCUCCAUGACCCUAUGCCCAUCAUACUGCUAACUAUCUUUGCUGAUAUUAUUGCAGUUCCGUCUCUCUCAUGGAAAGAUUCUUCUCUCCAUACUUUCCAUCUUUAAAUAUCUCAGAAUCAUCCAUUUUCAAACGGCCCACCCUUGACCCAUCUCUCCAUGUUCAUUACUGUCCACCUCCCUUGCCUGUCUAGAGACUUAAAUGUGUUACGGCUUACUAAGCUCUACCAGAGUCAGUGGUAGCUGGUAGGCAUUUGCUACGAGAGCUGAGCCUUGCAAAAUUGGCCUGUUAAGUACUUAGUAACUUCUUCCAGGUAUGCAACAAUAUUCUCCUGAUUAAUCCCUCAGCAACGUUCAGAUUCUGCCCUGCGCCGUUCACCAGUUGUGAUGCUGGCUACCCCACGACCUCCACCAGCGGGAAGGACAAGGACUGCGGACACAUGGGAACACCACUAUACUCGACUUAAGUUGUAUGUCAUCUUUCCUUCGUCGUUUACCGGGUCGAAGUUCUGGAACUCAUUACAUAAUAGCAUUGUGGGUGCAGCGCCACCACAUGGACUGCAGAGGCUCAAGAUGGUGAUCCACCAGCUCAUACCCACGGCCAUCCCAGGCUGGGUAAUAAAUGCCAAUCACAUCCGCAUCCCAAAAAUCGGUAACCACUGAAAUAGCUUUUGACUUAAGAGGCUGUUAGCAAGCAGCAACAGAACAGUUAAGAUGCUUGAUCCUGGAAAAAAAAUUGAAUCAAGUCUUGAUUUUUUCCAAGUUGAUCUCCUAUUCAGAACAGCGCACGGAGUAGUAAUUUGUACCGGCUUCCGCUUAGAAUUUAUCAUCUGUACCCUUGAAAUAAAAAUUGUCAAGUACUUUGAAAUGUAAUCAAAACAAAGGCUGCGGUAAAAUGGGGUACAGGUAUAACUGCAAUUAACCAGUCUGUGUGAAUUGAGAAACUGGUUCACUUCUGAUCUAAUGACGUAUCCUGUUAUUGUAUCUGUGUCCCUUACCAGAAAUUUCAGUCCCAAUAUAAAUCAACACUGCGUCCCUGCACUCUCCAUCUGGGGCCUUCCACACGUUGCAAGGAAGCAUUAAGAAAUCUAGGACAACCUAACUCUAGCGUAUCACAAUUCUCAGGACUGACUUUGCCUCCUGCAAGCCACAGCCAAUUGCAAAGCCAUCUGUGCAAAUGAAAAUCUACGGUCGCCAACCUUCUCAGUCCUGCAUUCCACAUUCCUCUUCAGUAUCAUAUUGACUUCUGAGAAAAAAAAAAUUUCUGGAGCUGUAACACUAAGAGUUGAACUGUUUUAACAACUGAACCAAAACAGCCACAAAUCUCAGACCCCGAACGGAAAAAGAAACCUUUUAAACUAUCACAAGCAAAUUGUUGUUUCUAAUUUUGGGUUUUUAACCCAGAUUCAGUUUAGAUUUGACUUUUAUGCUAAUUACAUAUUUUAAACCAAGUAGGCGAUAAAUUGAUCAUAGAAAUUGGUGGUGCAGUGUUAACUAAUAUGUGUUCAUUUUAAAAAAGGAUUAUGAAUGUGUUUUUGGCUAUCAACUUUUAUGAACUUGUAAACUGCAAAUGUAAAAAGUCUUUAGCGAAAUAAUAUGUAAUUUGACAGCAGAUGGCAAUAAAUGAGGUUCCAUUUAUUGUGGUAAGAUAUUUUCUAUUGUGUAAAAGCCUCCUUUCAAUCCAUCUUUAUUUAAAAAGCUCUCUGGCAUAGUAAAAGAAGUCAUUUUUUAUGCUUAAUUUCAUUUUUUGCAUUUUAAGAAUAAGCCUGUGCUUGAUGAGUGACAUUGGCUCCCAGUCUGGCAAUACCUCAAAUUUAAAAUUCUUAUCCUUACUUUCAAAUCCCUCCCAUUGCUUUGUGGAUCUCAAUCUUGGUAAUCUCAAUCCACCACUACUACAACCCACUAUUUCUGGCCUCUUCUACAUGCAUUUCCAUUACUCUGCUACAUGUAGCUUUCUCACCCUCAGCUUUAGUGUUUCUUUUCUCCCCCCUCAACCUUUUCAUUCUUAUUUAAGAUCCUCCUUCAAACCUACCUCUUUGACCAAGCAUUCAAGAAUCUGUUCUAAUAUACCAUGUAGCUUGGUGUCAAAUUUUGUUUGACAAUACUCCUGUGAGGUGACUGGAUGAUUUAUCACAUUAGAGGUGCUAUAUGAAUGCAAGUUAUUAUUGUUUUAACUCAUGAAGUAUCAACACUGUCAAAAGUACCAAUUAUUGAUUCAAUAUGUUAGAAUUUGUUUGCAGCAAGACUGAAGGAAGGACUGUUAGGUGUCAGUGAAUCUGUUAUUAACAAUUUAAUCUGCAAUGAUAUGUUUUGAUCCAUGAGCUGUAAUUAAAUAAAGAA
Molecule: messenger RNA, 9350 nt
Organism: Stegostoma tigrinum
Lineage: Eukaryota; Metazoa; Chordata; Chondrichthyes; Orectolobiformes; Stegostomatidae
Product: metabotropic glutamate receptor 1-like
Exons: 9
Coding region: 656-4189 (1177 amino acids)
Biological process (GO): G protein-coupled glutamate receptor signaling pathway; regulation of synaptic transmission, glutamatergic
Cellular component (GO): postsynaptic density membrane
Molecular function (GO): adenylate cyclase inhibiting G protein-coupled glutamate receptor activity; G protein-coupled receptor activity involved in regulation of postsynaptic membrane potential
Source: RefSeq, a predicted model, not a curated record